Messenger RNA from Telopea speciosissima, 915 nucleotides. Its product is annotated as phosphoglycerate mutase-like protein AT74. The coding region runs from base 25 to 915 and encodes 296 amino acids. The transcript has 2 exons. Gene Ontology annotation, molecular function: phosphatase activity. Lineage: Eukaryota; Viridiplantae; Streptophyta; Magnoliopsida; Proteales; Proteaceae. The record is from RefSeq and is a predicted model, not a curated record.
UAGAGAGAGAGGGAGAGCGAGACGAUGGGGCAUCAUAUUCUGCCCAAGAGAAUAAUCCUAGUGAGACACGGAGAGAGCCAAGGCAACCAGACCGACACCGCCUACGCCACCACCCCAGACAGCCAGAUCCCACUCACCCCUCUUGGCAUCGAACAGGCCCGCCGCGCCGGCAAAAGCAUCCAUCGCGUUGUCUCCGACGAUGGCCUUUCCCACAACUGGAAGGUCUAUUUCUACGUAUCACCCUACCAACGGGCCCGCUCCACCCUCCGCGAGAUCGGCAGAUCCUUCCCCAAGGAUCGAAUUCUUGGGGUCCGGGAGGAAUGCAGGAUCAGGGAACAGGAUUUCGGAAACUUCCAGGAGGCAGAGCUGAUGAAGGCCAACAAAUCAGAUCGCUUGAGGUUCGGCCGCUUCUUCUUCCGCUUUCCACAGGGAGAAUCCGCUGCCGAUGUCUUCGACCGUCUCUCCAGUUUCUUAGAGUCGUUGUGGAGGGACAUAGACAUGAAGAGGCUUGUCCACAAUCAAGUAUGCGAUGAUGAGAUAAACCUGGUCAUCGUAUCGCAUGGGCUGGCGUUGCGGGUGUUCCUAAUGAAGUGGUUCAAGUGGACGGCGGAGCAAUUCGAGCUUCUAUACAAUCUGGACAACUGCGAAUGCCGGGUCAUUCAACUGGGUGCCGGUGGAAAGUACAGCCUCGCCAUACAUCACUCCGAGAAGGAGCUCGUCAAAUGGGGAUUUUCUCCCGAGAUGAUCGCCGACCAGAAGUGGCGCGCCAACGCCAAUAAGGGGGACUGGAACGACAAGUACCUUGACACCUUCUUCGAUCAUCUUCCUUGUGACUCCUCAUCCUCCGACUCUGACGACAAUGAUUAUGUACCCUGCGACCAAGAUGGAGAAAUGGAAAACAACACCCAUGACUGA